Rhinocladiella mackenziei CBS 650.93 is the source of this 2925-nucleotide messenger RNA. RefSeq lists its product as uncharacterized. Gene Ontology annotation, molecular function: small GTPase binding. Gene Ontology annotation, cellular component: nuclear membrane; cytoplasm. The transcript has 5 exons. Lineage: Eukaryota; Fungi; Ascomycota; Eurotiomycetes; Chaetothyriales; Herpotrichiellaceae. Gene Ontology annotation, biological process: protein import into nucleus. Bases 1 to 2925 code for a protein of 974 amino acids. The record is from RefSeq and is a predicted model, not a curated record.
AUGGCCGAUAAAGCAGACACCACGACUGGUUUCACGCCGGUUCUUGCGGCGUUGGCGACUAUGCAGAGCAAUGUUGCUGGGAAAGAAAAGUCAGAUGCACAUGAAUUCCUGGAGAAAUUUCAGAAAUCGUCUGAGGCUUGGAAUACCACGCAUGAGAUGUUACGGGACUCUUCAGCUCCGGUCGAGGCAAAAUUAUUCGCAGCGACUACACUGAAGGGAAAGAUUACCUAUGAUCUCCACCAACUCCCUCCCAGUGCCCUCACGCCCCUUCGAGAUUCACUUCUAUCUCUGCUUCAACUCUAUAUAUCCGGCCCGCGACCAAUCCGAACACAAUUAUGUGUAUGCCUUGCGAGUUUGGCAAUUCAGUUGACAUCAUGGAAAGACGUCUUGAGCACAGUGGGAUCGGCAGUGGGUACCAGUCAGGAUGGCGGAGAUGGUCUACUCGACUUCCUGCGAAUCCUACCGGAAGAGGUCACAGAAGGCCGCAAGAUCAACCUUUCAGAAGAGGAACUUGCCGACAGGACCAAGGAACUCCUUGAGGAUAACUCCACUCAGGUUUUAAAUCUUUUGGUCUCGUACGCGAGGUCGUCAUCUCAAGCGGCCCACAACCCUCGGUUAUAUUCAUGCAUAGCAUCAUGGCUUCGAGAAAUCCCAACCCUCGACGUUGUGAACUCGCCAUUGCUCGACGACAUCAUUGAAGCUCUUGACGACAAUGAUUCUUUUGAAUCUGCAGUGGAUUGCCUUUGCACCAUGUUUAGAGACACUCGAGAUGUCGAUGAAUCGCUCAGCGUGAUUCGGAUCCUCUACCCCAGAAUUGUCAAUCUGAGGCCCAUGAUUCAACAGGGAGCUGAUAUGGAAGAUCCAGAUCUCAUGAAAGGCAUCACCAGACUCUUUUCAGAAGCUGGAGAGGCUUGGGUGGUUCUGAUUGCGCGUAUGCCCGCGGAAUUUCGAGAGCUUGUUGAAUGCGUCCUGGAAUGUUGUGUGCGCGAUCGAGACCGAGAAGCGAUUUCGGUCACCUUUGUCUUCUGGUACGAACUCAAGCAGUCUCUGACCCUUGAGAAAUACAUGCCUGCUCGAGCCGCUCUUGCGGACUUGUAUUCGAAACUGGUCGAUGUCAUGAUCAAACACCUUGAGUUUCCCACUCCGGAAGAUGGCAAUGAAAAAGAUCUGUUCGAUGGCGACCGAGAACAAGAGGACAAAUUCCGCAGCUUCCGACACAACAUGGGCGACGUUUUGAAGGACUGCUGUGAUGUUAUUGGUGUCACUCCAUGCCUCAGCAAAGCUUUUGCUCUGAUACAAAGCUGGGGCCAGAAAUAUGCUUCCCAAGUAUCAGGCACCAGCGUGCCUCAUUGGCAAGAACUGGAAGCACCUCUUUUUAGCUUGAGGGCGAUGGGACGCAUGGUUAGCCCGGAAGAAACCUCGGUCCUUCCCCAAGUUAUCCCACUCCUUACCACUGUUCCCGACCAUGAAAAGUUGAAGUUUCAGGCCAUUAUGGCACUGGCCCGUUACACGGAAUGGACGGCCCAGCACCCUGAAACGCUUGAAGCACAGCUCAACUACGUCAUAUCCGGAUUCAGCCAUAGCUCUCAAGAAGUCGUGCAAGCAGCAGCUUUAGCUUUCAGAUUUUUGGGCACGGAUUGCCAGAAGCUGCUUGGUGACCAUAUUCCACAGCUUCAUCAGUUCUACGAAAGUGUCAUUGACAAGCUUAAACCUUCCAGUCAAGAAGAGGUCACUGAAGGAGUUGCGGCAGUUGUGGCUGUUCAACCUGUCCCACAGACGUAUGAAACCUUGAAAAUGUUCUGUGACCCUGUCAUGAACAGAGUGGUUUCAUUUGCCUCGCAUGCAAAGGAUGAGAAUGCUGAAAAGACCGUUGCUGAUUAUCUCGGACUGGUAACGAUCUUUUUUGACUGGGUGCAACCUUACGUCUCUCCCUCCGAAGAAAAUCCCGCUGUCAAAUAUUGUCAAGAAAUACUGCCCGCCCUCUCUGGGAUUGCCAAACACUUUACUCGAUCGAUACCGAUAUUAGAGAGAGUUUGCAAGUGCUGGCGCGUCAUGGUUAUUUCUUACCGGACUGCCAUUGCUCCUCUUCUGGGAACUCUCGCGACGAGCAUUGCCGAGGGGUUCGAGGCGUCACGACAGGGAUGUUUUCUGUGGGCCACCGAUGCAGUGAUUCGAGAAUUCUCAUACGGUGCGGAAUUCGUCGAUGUAACGACCAGCGACAAUGUUUUCCGAUUCUUUGCUCAACAGGCCACUGUGUUCUUCAAAAUUUUGACGGAAAUACAACCGGUCGAGCUUCCUGACGUGAUUGAGGAUUUUUUCCGCCUCGCGUCAGAUGCUGUCCGAUUCUAUCCCAACAAAACCAUCACUUCGAAUCUCGCCCUCCCCAUGGUUCAAGCGUCCUUGACGGCUCUUACAUUACAAUCAUUAGACCCAAUUCAAGCAGCGUUGCACUUCCUGAGAGAUUUUCUCGAUUUUGGCUUUGAAAAGCCACCGAUCUCGAAUUUCAACGGGCCAAAUGGUGAACCUGCUUCUGGAAGUCCGCCAGAAGUUCAAGCCGCCGUCAAGCAAGUCCUGACAUCCACGGGGCAACAGCUGGUACAUCGGGUUUUGACAGGAAUGAUGUUCAGCUUCCCCGAGGAUUGUUUCCCAGAUGCCUCGGGUGUUUUACUUUCUUUGUUCAAUUUGGUACCCCAGGCCGCAGCUGAAUGGGUUCAAGGAACGCUUCAGCUUCUCCCGGCCGGCACCAUGAAACCAGCCGAGGCCAAUAAGUUGAUGAAAAAUAUCAGUGACAAAUUACAACAAAAUGAGCCACGUAAGGUGCGUGUCUUGCUCCAAGACUUCACCAAUUCGUAUCGAAGGAGAAACGUCGCCCCGCGCGAAGGAUUAGGAAGACUGGAGGCGACCAGAUUUAGAUUCAGCGGCUGA